UUGCCAAAUAUCUUUUGACAAACACAAACAUUAGGCAUUUUGCACAAAUAAAAGCAAAAAGGUUUAUAUUAUCGUUCUCGAUUUUGGGUUCAUCAAUUUCUGUAUAUUUUCCUCCCAUUUUGUUUGUUUCUUGACAAUCCAACACUAUUUAUUUCUAAAAUAAUAUAUAGAACAUCAAAAACCAUUUUAAGCAAAUAAGCUAAAGAAAAAUAGUAUGGUCUUUUGGGUUAUUGGAAAUAUGGUGAUUGGUUUCUUUUGGGCCUCACAUUCUCGGUAAAAAAGAAGGUUUGUCAUUUGGGUUGAUGAAAAAUUGCCAAAAUAUGGGAUUCUGAGGUGCAGAGAGACAGAAAAAUGAACGAAAAACUGAGUAGCAUUAUCAAGGUGAAGAAAUCACAAGCUGGUGUAAAGAAAAGGGCAAACAGCAUAUUUUCGACAAUGUCGGUUGCCCAUGUGGAUGAUGAUGACAUUAUUGGAAAGAAAACCAAAAUGCAGGGAGAGACAAUAUCCAAAGGGCAUAAGAAUUAUGAGCUCAUGCUUAAUUUGCAGCUUGGAAUAAGACAUUCUGUAGGAAGACCUGCUCCAGCUACAUCCCUUGAUCUGAGAGAUACAGCUUUUAAUCCCAAGGAGAAAAUAUGGACUCGAUUUCCUCCGCAAGGAUCAAAACAUACUCCACCUCACCAAUCGUGUGCAUUCAAAUGGAAGGAUUACUGCCCCUUGGUUUUCAGGACAUUAAGAAAAUUGUUUAAGGUGGAUCCAGCUGAUUAUAUGAUAUCCAUAUGUGGAGAUAAUGCACUUCGGCUGCUCUCGUCUCCUGGAAAAAGUGGAAGCUUCUUCUACUCGACCAAUGAUGACAAAUACAUGAUUAAGACCAUGAAGAAGUCAGAAGUAAAAGCGUUGAUAAGAAUGCUUCGAGCUUAUUACAAUCAUGUUCGAGCCUUUGAGAAUACUUUGGUAACCAAAUUUUUUGGCCUUCAUUGUGUGAAAAUGAUUGGACCUGCACACAGGAAGGUGCGGUUUGUUAUAAUGGGAAAUUUGUUUUGCUCCGAGUAUGCCAUUCAUCGACGUUUUGACUUGAAAGGUUCUUCACAGGGUCGUGUAACGGACAAACCUGAAUCUGAAAUUGAUUCAACUACCACUCUCAAGGAUCUUGAUUUGAAUUAUAUCUUCCGAUUGCAGACAUCUUGGUUCCAAGAGUUCUGCAGGCAAGUGGACAAGGACUGUUAUUUUCUUGAGCAGGAGAGAAUUAUGGAUUACAGUCUUUUGGUUGGGAUUCACAUUAUACAAAUAUCACAAACUGGGGAGCCACUAAGAAUGGAGGCUGGUAUUUUCCCAGUCCAGACUCCUGGGGAUAGAGAUGAAGAUGGUGGAGAAGCAGCUCCAGAACUAUCUAGAUUAGGUAUGAACAUGCCAGCGCGUGCUGAACUGGCGACAAGAAGAAAUGACAGCGAGUUCGCUAUGGAACCAACUGGGGAGUACUAUGAUGUCAUCUUGAUCUUGGGUAUAAUAGAUAUAUUGCAAGAUUAUGAUAUUAGCAAGAAGCUUGAACAUGCAUACAAGUCAUUCAAUUAUGAUCCAACUUCAAUAUCUGCCGUUGAUCCCAGCCAGUAUUCGAGGCGUUUCCGUGAUUUCAUCUUCAGAAUCUUCACACAGGACACUACUUAAAAGUUAAAACAAUGUUAGAGGUGAUUAAAUUGUAGGAACAUAUGUGUUUUAUGAUUCAGUUAAGUAUUAGGUGAGCCUGCUGUAAUUGUAAAUGCAAGAAUAGAAGAUUUUGGGUUAGUUUUUUUUGGACCCAAUAUUUUUGUUCCAGAAGUUGAGGAGAGUAUACAAAUUCCAAUGGAAUCAA
Molecule: messenger RNA, 1846 nt
Organism: Olea europaea var. sylvestris
Lineage: Eukaryota; Viridiplantae; Streptophyta; Magnoliopsida; Lamiales; Oleaceae
Product: phosphatidylinositol 4-phosphate 5-kinase 4-like
Exons: 8
Coding region: 352-1662 (436 amino acids)
Biological process (GO): phosphatidylinositol metabolic process
Molecular function (GO): phosphatidylinositol kinase activity
Source: RefSeq, a predicted model, not a curated record